This is a messenger RNA of Chlorocebus sabaeus (green monkey), 3591 nucleotides long. It is a transcript of the gene CCDC154, whose product is annotated as coiled-coil domain containing 154. Gene Ontology annotation, biological process: bone mineralization involved in bone maturation. NCBI's taxonomy places the organism in Eukaryota, Metazoa, Chordata, Mammalia, Primates, Cercopithecidae. The record is from RefSeq and is a predicted model, not a curated record.
GACGCGCCCGGGCUCCAGGGCCCCGCGAACCGUCAUGACCUCGACGUUGCGAUCCCUGGCAGUUCGGCGGGGGCCGCAUCGGGCUGGGUCUCCCGGAUCCCGCCAGGGGAUUGGAGUCUUGUAGCAGGACGAGCGGCAGACAAAUCUCCUCAGACAGCGAGUUAUAGAAGGAAGGGGUUAAUUCGGCCGGGGGCAUAGGGAAGACUUCAGUCUCAAGAGCCGGGCUCCGGAGUGAGCAAUUCCGGUCCCUUUUAAGGGCUCACACCUCUAAGGGGGUGCGUGUGAGAGGGUCGGGACUGAUUGAGGAGGCAGGGGGUACAUGACUGGGGGCUGCGGUGCACCGGUAAUUAGAUCGGAAGAAAAUAAGUGCUGUCUUUUAGGGGCUCCCCUGAGUAGUGCUGUGGUGCAGCAUCGUCCUUUUUGGUGCCAAUGUAUCAUCUGACCCUCUGUGAACCACGGUCCCUGGGAAGGCAGCCAGACGACGGCAGCAGCUCGUCCCUCAAGGCCCAGAGCUUUCACGGGACUUCCUCUGGCCCCUGAUCCCCCAGCCUGUGCCCAGCUCUGGGCAACCUCAGAGGCCCCAGGCCCAGGCUGGCUGGUGCAGCCCAGCAGCCAUGUCAGAACCGGCCGACAGUGGCCCCUCAGGGGCAUCGGGCCCUUCCCAGCUGAGCGCCAUGACUCUGGAAGACCUGGGGCUCCUCCUGGCAGGAGACCUGACCAGCCCCGAGACCUUGAGCCUGGAGGAACUCUCGGAGAGGUAUGAGUCCAGCCACCCGCCAUCCACGGCCUCUGUCCCUGAGCAGGACACCGCCAAACGCUGGAACCAGCUGGAGCAGUGGGUGGUGGAGCUGCAGGCCGAGGUGGCGUGCCUGCGGGAGCACAAGCAGCGCUGUGAGCGCACCACACGGAGCCUGCUGCGGGAGCUGCUCCAGGUGCGGGCUCGCGUGCAGCUACAGGGCUCAGAGCGGAGGCAGCUGCAGCAGGAGGUGCGGCCGGCAGCCCAGGCCCCUGAGAAGGAGGCACCCGAGUUCUCUGGUCUCCAGAACCAGAUGCAGGCCCUGGACAAAAGGCUGGUGGAGGUCCGGGAAGCCUUGGCUCAGCUCCGGAGGAGGCAGGCGCAGCAGGAGGCGGAGAGAAGGGGCGCCGAGCAGGAGGCCGGCCUCAGGCUGGCCAAGCUGACCGACUUGCUGCAGCAGGAGGAGCAGGGCCGGGAGGUGGCCUGUGGCGCCCUGCAGAAGAACCAGGAGGACAGCAGCCGGAGAGUGGACCUGGAGGUGGCCAGGAUGCAGGCCCAGGUGACCAAGCUCGGCGAAGAGGUGAGCCUGCGCUUCCUGAAGAGGGAGGCCAAGCUGUGCGGCUUCCUGCAGAAGAGCUUCCUGGCCCUGGAGAAGGUGGGAGUCUGCCUGCGGCCGGCCUGCCCCGCCCCACUUUCCAGACGCAGACCUGCGGCUGACCGUGGGGUCUCGCCACAGAGAAUGAAGGCCUCAGAGAGCUCGCGGCUGAGGCUGGAGGGCAGCCUGCGGGGCGAACUGGAGAGCCGGUGGGAGAAGCUUCGGGGGCUGAUGGAGGAGCGCCUGCGGGCCCUGCAGGGGCAGCAUGAGGAGAGCCACCUCCUGGAGCAGUGCCAGGGCCUGGAUGCCGCCGUGGCCCAGCUGACCAAGUUCGUGCAGCAGAACCAGGCAUCGCUGAACCGCGUCCUGCUGGCCGAGGCGAAGGCCUGGGAUGCCAAGGGGCGCCUGGAGGAGAGCCGGGCCGGGGAGCUGGCUGCCUACGUGCAGGAGAGCCUGGAGGCCGCACAGCUGGCCCGCGCGCUGGCCCGGCAGGAGAUGCAUGGCGAGCUGGUGCUGCUCCGAGAGAAAAACCGGGCUCUGGAGGCAUCGGUGGCGCAGCUGGCCGGGCAGUUAAAGGAGCUGAGUGGCCGCCUCCCGGCUCUGAGCAGCCGGCUGGAUCUGCAGGAGCAGACGCUGGGCCUCAGGCUGUCUGAGGUGCGCCAGGCAGCGGAGGGCAGGCAGGGCUACGGGGAGUCCCCACCCCGCCGGCUCUCAGCCCACCACUGUCCCCAGGGGAGAGGCUGGACAGGCCAGUCCCAAGCCUCCCAUCACCCAGCGACUGUCCCCAGGGCCCAGGAGACCCCGAGCUCCAGAGACUCCUGUGUGGGGUGGGACGGCCGCUGGGCAGCCUCGGCCCACGGCGCAGCCAUGCAGGCAGUCACAGAGAGGCAGACAAGCAGCCUCCACCCCUCCUGCUCUUGUUCACUUUGUACCAGCUCUAUUGAAACGGACUCACUCCCCACACGGUUCACCCGUGAACAGGCAAAGACCGAAUGGGAAGGUGCAGAGAGGAAGUCUCUGGAGGACCUGGCCAGGUGGCAGAAGGAGGUCGCCGCGCACCUGCGGGGGGUGCGGGAGAAGGUGGAUGGCCUCCCCCAGCAGAUAGAGGGCGUCUCGGACAAGUGCCUUCUCCACAAGAGUGAUUCGGACCUCAGGAUUUCCGCCGAAGGCAAGGCCAGGGAGUUCGAGGUUGGGGCCCUGCGGCAGGAGCUGGCCACGCUGCUGUCGUCCGUGCAGCUGCUGAAGGAAGACAGCCCUGGGCGGAAGAUCGCGGAGAUGCAGGGCAAGCUGGCCACGUUUCAGAACCAAAUAAUGAAGCUGGAAAACUGCGUCCAGGCCAGCAAGACCAUCCAGAACCUCAGGUUCAACACUGAGGCCCGGCUGCGCACACAGGAGAUGGCCGCCCUGCGGGAGAGCGUGCUGCAGCUGCGCAGUGAGGGGGGCCUGCAGACGCCACUGGACAGCUGGAAGCUGCUCCCGUCCCUGGCGAGGCUGCGGGUCUUCAUCAAGGACACGGCGCCAAACGAGGUGGUACCCGUGAACUGCUGGGGCGUGUACCAGGCGGUGAGGUGGCUGCAGUGGAAGGCGUCCCUCAUAAAGCUCAGGGCCCCGCGGAGGCCAGGAGGGGUCCCAGAGAAGCCCCACAGGCAGGAGCAGGUGCAGCAGCUCACACCCUCGCUCUUUAUCCAGAAAUAAACGAACCAGCCUUGUACUCAUUAGAGCUGAGGUUCCCUGAUGCGUGCCAGCGAACAGCCUCCUCAGGGCCUGUGGGGUGAGAGGGGUGGCGAGGCCCCCGGCAGCGGGGGUGCCCAAGGCUGGAGAGAGCCAGACUCUUGAGCCCCACAACUCUUCCUGUCCUGCCCAAGCCCAGCCUGGCUUCAGGCUGUUGCUUUUCCUAGCACUUCAGCAGCCCCUCUCCUUCCCUGCCAGGCCCCCUAGGGCUGCCAGAGCCCCCCGGGGUGGAAGGGGCUGGGCUGGGGUCUGCCCAGAAGCACCUAGGCCUGCCCCCGCCAGGACCCCCAGUGAGCCGCCCUGCCCAGGUUGUGAGGAGGACCUGGGGACGCUCCCUGGCCUGGGGCUCUCUGGCUCUGCCUCAGAGCCACUCCAGCCCAGCACCCUGCAGUGGAAGAACCUUCCAGCAUCUGUGGAGGAGACAGCCCUUGUUUGUGCUCUCCGUCGGGCAGUGGGCCCCUCUUCCUGCCUUUCCAAGGAGGCCGUCGCUCAUCUUGCGGUCGCCGGCCCUGCCACCUGCUGCCGGGGG